Molecule: messenger RNA, 816 nt
Organism: Paramecium tetraurelia
Lineage: Eukaryota; Ciliophora; Oligohymenophorea; Peniculida; Parameciidae
Exons: 3
Source: RefSeq, a predicted model, not a curated record
AUGUUUUAGGAUUUUGAUUCGAUGUCUAAUAGGAUGAUGCAACAAAUGGAUAACCAAUUGGCUAGUCUAGGUUUUGGAUCAAUUUUUAGAGGCUUUGGAGAUUUAGAAAAUGAGAUGAUGGAAUUCUCGAAUCUCCAUAAACAUAUGAAAAACUUAAAUUAAAUGGAUGUUAAUAAUCAUGCAAAGGAUGGUGUAUUUUAAGUUUAUUCAUCCAGCUAUGUUCAAUCAUCAAAAUUAGGUCCUGAUGGAAAAAUCAUUCAAGAAAAAUACUUCGAUAAUAAUGCUGUUGCAAGAGGAGCCAAUGGGCAUACAAUAAGUGAAAGACAACAAGGUUACAAAAAUAGUGAUGGAAUAGAUAGAUUUGCGCAUGAAAGAAUGAUGAACGAUAAAGGAAAAAAACAUAUCAGAGAAAGAGAUAGAACUGGCUAAAUAACUACGACUAACCAUUAUAUGAAUGUUGAGGAGGAUCAAGUGGAUUAAUUUGAAAAUUAAUGGAUGGGAGUGGGAAAGAAUAUGGGAAUUAAUUAAUUGUCUGGAGGUCUAAAAGCAUUACAGGAACAAUAAAAACACACAGAUUUUAAUAAUCGUCCAUUUCAAAAACAUGAAAUUACCUCAAACAUGUUAGGUAAAAACUCUACUAGUUAUAAUAACAAUCCAACCAGAUAGGCAUUGCAAUAAUCAAAUUAAUAACCAGGAAUUAAAAGCAAAGUUCCACAAUCUCAUUAGCCAAUGAAGGCACUUCCUCCUGGAAAAUAAGAAUUUACAGGAGUUUACUAAAAAAAGGGUGUUAAAAAUUAAUAUCCUUAAGCUGGAUGA